Peromyscus leucopus (white-footed mouse) is the source of this 2863-nucleotide messenger RNA. RefSeq names its product defective in cullin neddylation 1 domain containing 2 (gene Dcun1d2). The coding region runs from base 136 to 915 and encodes 259 amino acids. Gene Ontology annotation, molecular function: ubiquitin conjugating enzyme binding; ubiquitin-like protein binding; cullin family protein binding. Gene Ontology annotation, biological process: positive regulation of ubiquitin-protein transferase activity; protein neddylation. NCBI's taxonomy places the organism in Eukaryota, Metazoa, Chordata, Mammalia, Rodentia, Cricetidae. Gene Ontology annotation, cellular component: ubiquitin ligase complex. The transcript has 8 exons. The record is from RefSeq and is a predicted model, not a curated record.
UAGCCGCGGCGGCGUUCGCCUGCGCAGAGGAGAGCGGCGUGCGCUUGCGCAGAAAAUUGAAGCCGCUCCGGCAGCGUUGGGGAGCAUGCUAGGAGGCUUGGAGCCUGCUUUUCAGCCCAUUUUCAACUCUUGUACAUGCAUAAACUUAAAUCAACUCAGAAGGACAAAGUCCGCCAAUUCAUGGCAUGCACCCAGGCUAGUGAGAAAACUGCUAUCUACUGCCUGACACAGAAUGAGUGGAAACUAGACGAGGCUACAGACAGCUUCUUCCAAAACCCAGAGGCGUUCCACCGAGAGUCUAUGAAGAGCACUGUGGACCAGAAGAAGCUGGAACAGCUGUAUGGAAGGUACAAAGACCCACAGGAUGAAAACAAAAUCGGAGUUGAUGGGAUCCAGCAGUUCUGUGAUGAUCUGAACCUGGACCCUGCCAGCAUUAGUGUUUUGGUCGUAGCGUGGAAGUUCAGGGCGGCCACUCAGUGUGAAUUUAGCAGAAAGGAGUUUGUGGAUGGCAUGACCGAGCUGGGGUGUGAUAGCACGGAGAAACUGAAAGCUCUUCUUCCCAAGCUGGAGCAAGAGCUUAAGGACCCAGCCAAGUUUAAAGACUUCUACCAGUUCACCUUUACCUUCGCCAAGAACCCUGGGCAGAAGGGUUUAGAUUUAGAAAUGGCUGUUGCGUAUUGGAAGUUAGUAUUGUCUGGAAGGUUUAAAUUUUUAGAUCUUUGGAACACAUUUCUGUUGGAGCAUCACAAAAGAUCAAUUCCAAGGGAUACUUGGAACCUUCUCCUAGAUUUUGGAAACAUGAUUGCAGAUGAUUUGUCUAACUACGAUGAAGAAGGAGCCUGGCCUGUCCUUAUAGAUGACUUUGUAGAAUAUGCAAGACCAGUGGUCACGGGUGGGAAACGUGGCCCUUUCUAAGUGAAAAAUCAGAUAGAUGGAGGGUAAGACAAGAUGGACCCUGAAAGGACAACUGGGUUGUUUGCUGUGUGCGUUUGUUGCUGACUUCAGAAGUCUUCCUCGUCCAUUCAUGAAACAAAUCCUUACUCCGCUUAAAGGCUGCAGCGGCUGACGUGUAGAAACGGAGAAGCUCCUCAGGAUGCUAGGGACGUGUCAUCAGAGCUAUUGCUUUAGGAGACGCCUGCAUGACUGGUCUUUACAGAAAGCAACAUAGAACCUGUUGGCAGGGCUGAGAGCAUGCUGUUGAGUUCAUGAUGUCAAGGUGAGCACCAGCGGUUUCCAAAGCUGUGGAGUCACAUUGUAAUUAUGCUUCAAAAUGUCAUCUGUGUCUGCAGAGUGAUGGAUCUCUUACACAAGUCCAAGCUGUUAAAAACGUGCCCUGAUGAAGAUGGCCUUGUCAGAGAGCCUACUGCUUUUAAUCUUGGUAUUCAAGAUUGAUAGUUUUGAAUUCUCAGAUCUCUAGAUAUACUAGAUUUUUUUUAUUUUCUCUAGAAGACAUUGUUGCAAUUUGCACAGGGAUGGCACAGGAUGUAAUCCAACAGGUUCAUUCCAAACUGUUUACAAGCUGGUGGGCCUGUUUUACUUCUAAUAAGGUUAUUAUUAGGCCUGGAUGCUGCCUCCUGAGAAGUUUCUUAUUUUUUUAAUAUAUUUUAUUAUAUUUAAAAGGACAUUUUUCCAUGAGAAAUACUUCUUUUUGAGUGAUAAAUUAGAUUUACAAAUUAAAUGCACUGGUUCCCUUCACCUGUCUAUAAUGUCUUCGGUGCCCAGUGUCCAGCCCUUGGAUAGCCAUAUGCAUUUGGAAGCAAACACACACGUCAUCUGAAAGAGUCUACACCCCAAGCCUCCGUGCUCCUCGUCCGCACCAUGGGACGGCACCAUGCCACUGUGCUGUGUCACCGCCCGCUUUUCUGGUGUUUAUGUGCUCCAGAGCCACUCGUGUGCACAGGCAUGGAGGACCUGGAUACUGUCUGCUCCUCUGGUGUCAAGCUUUGAACAUCACUGUGCUGACCCUACCUCACACUUGCCAAGACUUGGUGUCACAAGCGUGCCUUGCUGCCCGGCCUUCAACGCGGCCAUGGAGCAGAUAUGCUGGGCCCACUUCAGGACUCGGGACUGGUCAGAUGCCUAUGCACAGAAAGCAUGUCCCAGAUAUGCUGUUGGGGCAGCCUCUGGUCACGGGACAUGCUCCUGACUUAGGAAACAGCUCUGAGGUGUGUGUGUGUCCCGUAAUGAGGUGGACUGCUGAUGCUGAACAGGGAUCUCACAGAGGAGGUGGAGGAUUGGAACAGGAGGCCAGUCUCCACAAAGCCAACCCUCACUGUGUGAGAUGACGUCAUUAGUGACUUGUCAACACAGGUCUCUAAAGGGAAAACUGGAACAUCUUUGAGGGUGGAUAUAACCAAACUGACCUAAUGAAAACCUGGAGAAAAAAGCAUCCUUCCAGGCUUUGUGGGUUCCUGACAUGUAGUUAACCUUUGUUCAGAGAAAUUUAUAUAUACAAAUAACUAAAUUCUGAAGGUCUGCAAUAUGCUCUUCUUUUUAAGAUUUAAAAUUCUUCAGGAAGACCAGUGAUAUGAUCCAGCAGGUUAAGGCACCUACUGCCAAGCCUGACAGCCUGAGUUCAAUCCCUGGGAACCACAUGGUGGAAGAGAGAACUGACUCCCACAUGUACCGUGACAUGCAUGUAUCCCCCUGCACACACAUGUACUUACACAGUAAGUUAAGUAAAUAAGUGUAACUUAAAAUUUUAAACUCUAUGGGAUUGUCAAUAGGCUAUGAAGUACUAGUAAUUGAUAAAGGCUUUUCAAAGAAUUGUGCUUUCUGUUCUAUUAUUUACACUUAUUUAACCUGUGCAUGUUACAGAAAUGCUGAAAACUUCAGAAAUAGUAAAUAAAGUAUUUUCCCUGGG